AUGACACAACAAUACAUUUGCCGUUUGUGCGGGAACGAUUACUCGGAUGAGUUCUUUCAAAUAUACGAUGAAAAUGGUAAUCCCAGUGAAGGAUAUAAAAUUGCAGCAAAUUUCUUUAACUCAAGGUUUUUGGAUUUAAAAAACGGCAAUCCCCUAAAAAGCAUGUGUUCCGAUUGUUGGACUCAUAUUUAUGAAUUUCAUAAAUUUCAAGGAUUUGUAUUUCAAAUGGAAACAAAUGUUAUUGCAAAGCUACAGGAGAUUAAAGAGAAUUUGGAUGAAGAAAAUAAAACUACUACAACGAAAAUUGAAUCAUAUGAAAUAUCCGAUGAUAGUGACAUGGAAGAUAAUGUGGAGCUAACGACGACAAAUAGUGCCAACGAAGAAACCCUAAACUAUGAAAGUGAUUGUGAAGAUGAUUAUGAUAUUUCAUAUUCCGAACUAGAUGAAUUGGAUACAGAUUUACGAUCCCAAGAAAAUGUAACGGAGCAAGAAAAAGAAUGUAAGCCAGAAAAUACUACCGCGCAACAAAAUGACCGAAAUCAUCACAACCAUGAUGAUGACGAUGAUGUCGAUUAUAAUCCAAAAUGUGAACGUACGAAAAAUCGUAAAAGAAAACGUUUGCGAAUGAAAUACUUUGCCACACCGCCACAAGACUCAACAUAUCGAGCGCAACAGAAUCCAGUAUUUUUAAAAUUCAUUGAAUCCGAUCAUCGAACUGCCACGGAUGCUGAUGAACUCAUUGCUCAGUGGCUUCCCAAAUUACCAUGUACCGAAUGUAAUCGAGAAUAUGCCACGUUUACCCUGCUGAAAGAACAUUUCCAAGAUGCGCAUAAAGAUAAACAAUUCUACGUUAAAUGUUGUCAACGUAAUUUUAUCUAUCGCUGUCAAAUUGCCGAACAUGUUUGCCUACACUUCGAUCCAUAUAUAUUUAAAUGUCGCAAUUGUGGUCGUGUCUUUACGAAUCGUUCGAAUUUGUGCUCGCACAAAAAUGAUCACUGCACACCGUUGGAGCCGACGCGAGAAACGCGGAAAACCUUUAAAGAAUUGGAUGAUAUUAUAGCGAAAGUUAAACCGAAAUUGGAAUGUGUAGUGUGUAAGGAAACAUACGAUACAUUUACACUGUUGAAGCAGCAUUUUCAAUUGAAACAUUCAAAAAAUAAAUUUUAUGUUGUUUGUUGUCGUCAUCGGUUUGCGACCAGAUAUCGCAUGGAGGAGCACAUUCAAACGCAUUUGUAUCCAGAGGAUUUGAAAUGCGCCACGUGUAGUAAAUGUUUUGCGACCAAAGAACUUGUGCAGGCCCACAAAUGUAAUGUCCGAUAA
Messenger RNA from Musca vetustissima, 1320 nucleotides. Its product is annotated as zinc finger protein 780A-like. NCBI's taxonomy places the organism in Eukaryota, Metazoa, Arthropoda, Insecta, Diptera, Muscidae. Gene Ontology annotation, molecular function: RNA polymerase II transcription regulatory region sequence-specific DNA binding; DNA-binding transcription factor activity, RNA polymerase II-specific. Gene Ontology annotation, biological process: regulation of transcription by RNA polymerase II. The record is from RefSeq and is a predicted model, not a curated record. The transcript has 3 exons. Bases 1 to 1320 code for a protein of 439 amino acids. Gene Ontology annotation, cellular component: nucleus.